GGUGACAGAGACAAAGUAUCUGACUGUAAACUUGUAAUAUAUUAUUUCAUCCGUUGUUCAGACUGGUGAGCGAGCGAAAUCAGAUCAGACAGCCCGGUUACAAACAGUCAGCUGAGUUUAAAAUAUUUAUACAAUGUUGCGCGUUUCGACAUAAUUUAAUUAAACAUGAAAGUAACAGUUUUCUCCUCUGAAAUAUCCAUGAGGGAUGCGGUCUUAUUUUAUAACUUAUAAAGCAGCGAAGUACUGCUACCUUUAUCGUCAUCUUGUAGCCAACGUCUUCUAGCAUAAAGGGAAGUAAUCUUCUAUCAGAAAGGGAAGUUCGGGUUACUGUUGGUUUUGUUUUAAAGUGACAGGAGAGACAGCACGCUGUAAAACAUUCAGAGCUGUAAAACAUUUAGCGCUGUAAAACAUUCAGAGCUGUAAAACAUUUAGCCCUGUAAAACAUUCAGCCCUGACCGAAUCGACGCGAUGAUUCCUGAAUGUCCCCGGAGCCGAACACUGUGUCACUAUGGCCAGGCAGCCGAACCAAACCAGAACCGUUGUGGACUACUUUCCGAAAUCAAAACUCCUAUCAAGAAUGAACCAUUCACUGACCACUACACCAUCAUUCCGGGCAAAGAGCUUGGCAGGGGGAAAUUUGCGGUGGUGAGGAAGUGUGUGGAGAAGUGCACGGGCCGGGCGUACGCCGCCAAGUUCAUGAGGAAGAGGAGGAAGGGCCAGGACUGCAGGCUGGAGAUCAUUCACGAGGUGGCCGUUCUGGAGCUCGCCACGGCCAGCCAGCGGGUGGUCAAUCUGCACCAGGUCUACGAGAUGGCCUCUGAGAUGGUGCUCGUCCUCCAGUUUGCGGCCGGAGGGGAGAUCUUUAACCAGUGUGUAGCGGAGAGGGACGAGGCCUUCAAAGAGGAGGACGUGAAGAGGCUGUUAAGACAGAUCCUAGAGGGAGUCUCCUUCCUCCACAGGAACAACGUGGUGCACCUGGACAUCAAGCCCCAGAACAUUCUGCUGACCUCCGAUGCUCCUCUGGGGGACAUCAAGAUCGUGGACUUUGGUCUGUCCAGGAUGGUGAGCAGCAGUCAGGAGCUCAGAGAGAUCAUGGGGACCCCGGAGUAUGUGGCUCCAGAAAUCCUGAAUUACGAACCGAUUAGCACUGCGACAGAUAUGUGGAGUAUUGGGGUGCUGACCUACGUGAUGCUGACGGGUACCUCUCCCUUCCUGGGGGAGGACAAGCAGGAGACCUUCCUCAACAUCUCCCAGAUCAACGUCAGCUACCAGGAGGAGGAGCUGGAGCAUCUAGACCAGGCCGCCAUCGCCUUCAUCAAGGUCCUGCUCAUCAAAGAACCCCAUAACCGUGCCACGGCAGAAGACUGCCUGCAGCACCAGUGGCUCCAGACAAAAGAGAAAAAGGAAGCAGAGGCGACAGUAGAGGUGAAAGGGACUAUCAGCCCCACCAAGUGCACCUCUGACCCAGACAGCCCCGAGAGCCCCAUCAGGGGGGAGGAGGAGGAGGAAGGCCCCGAAACGGAGGAGCUGAUCGUGGUGGCGGCGUACGCACUGGGCCACUGCCGCCAGUCAACAGACAAGGAGGUCAUGAACCCCGACCAGAAGGCCAUCUCCAAACGCUUCAAGUUCGAGGAGCCCUUCAGCGCCCUCCAAGAGGUUCCUGGGGAGUUCAUUUACUGAAGGAGACAGACACCCACCCACACACACACACACACACACACACACAUCUCAUCCUCUACACUAGGGGGUCCUGGAGAGCUUGUGGUGGUGCUGGGUCUCCCUCCUGCCAUUUACUGACACACCAGAUAAUUCAGACUGUCACGGCCCUGAUUAGUUGCUUAGUAGAAUCAGGUGCAUUAGUGAUGGGCUGGAGCCUGCACCACCCAGUAGUUCGCAAAAAUAACCUGGGUGGGAGAACUCCUGCUCUUACAUCUAGGAGAAAGCAGUUCAAAACAUUGCACUUACAAACCAGAAGAAACAUGUCACACUUUUCUAACCCACCUCAUGGUCUGAAUUCGUAAGCCAAACAGUUCUUUUUGGUCAAUUUUUCCCCGUAUAGAUCCUGUCGUUACCCCAGACUAAACCUUGUUGUAACGUUACUCCAGACUAAGCCUUGUUGUGACAUUACUCCAGACUAAGCCUUGUUGCGACAUUACUCCAGACUAAGCCUUGUUGUGACAUUACUCCAGACUAAGCCUUGUUGUAACGUUACUCCAGACUAAGCCUUGUUGUGACAUUACUCCAGACUAAGCCUUGUUGUGACAUUACUCCAGACUAAACCUUGUUGUAACGUUACUCCAGACUAAGCCUUGUUGUGACAUUACUCCAGACUAAGCCUUGUUGUGACAUUACUCCAGACUAAGCCUUGUUGUGACAUUACUCCAGACUAAGCCUUGUUGCGACAUUACUCCAGACUAAGCCUUGUUGCGACGUUACUCCAGACUAAGCCUUGUUGUGACAUUACUCCAGACUAAGCCUUGUUGUGACAUUACUCCAGACUAAGCCUUGUUGUGACAUUACUCCAGACUAAGCCUUGUUGCGACAUUACUCCAGACUAAGCCUUGUUGCGACGUUACUCCAGACUAAGCCUUGUUGUGACAUUACUCCAGACUAAGCCUUGUUGUGACAUUACUCCAGACUAAGCCUUGUUGUGAUGCUUUGUUUUCUUUUGUUUUCUUCUUCUUUGGUGCCAUGCUGGGAUAAUUAGAGAUGACUUGGGCCAUAAAUGGAAUUGCAUCUUUUUUGUCCAUGUUUAGGUCUGCCAUCUCUUUUCUUAAGGUAUUUUGUUUAUGUUUAAGGUUAUAGAUAUCUUCUGUAAGGUGAAAGGGGGGGGUUAACUAUAUAUAUAUAUAUAUAUAUAUAGAUAUAUAUAUAUAUAUAUAUAUAUAGAUAUAUAUAUAUAUAUAUAUAUAUAUAUAUAUAUAUGAAACAAAGAUUAUGUUGAUUUAAGAGUACGUCUCUAAAUAAUUAUGUUGAAAAAGCCAUUGCACACGUUUGACCCAGAACUGGGAACAUCCCAUGCGGAUAAGAGCGUCUGCUAAAGGAUGUAAAUGUCAUGUAAAUGUUUCAAUCUCCUCAGCUAUAAUUGCCACGUGUAUAUGCAGAGAGUUCAUUGUAGUCUCCAUCAAACGAGAAGCUUCUUAUUAUGGGAUGUUCUACAGUAAAUAAAGUUACGUCUCUUAAACCUUA
Coregonus clupeaformis (lake whitefish) is the source of this 3189-nucleotide messenger RNA. RefSeq names its product serine/threonine-protein kinase 17A-like. The transcript is spliced from 8 exons. Gene Ontology annotation, biological process: protein phosphorylation; positive regulation of apoptotic process; intracellular signal transduction. Bases 469 to 1680 code for a protein of 403 amino acids. Gene Ontology annotation, molecular function: protein serine/threonine kinase activity; ATP binding. The record is from RefSeq and is a predicted model, not a curated record. Lineage: Eukaryota; Metazoa; Chordata; Actinopteri; Salmoniformes; Salmonidae. Gene Ontology annotation, cellular component: nucleus.